Messenger RNA from Solenopsis invicta (red fire ant), 1345 nucleotides. RefSeq names its product zinc finger MYM-type protein 1-like. The record is from RefSeq and is a predicted model, not a curated record. The transcript has 2 exons. NCBI's taxonomy places the organism in Eukaryota, Metazoa, Arthropoda, Insecta, Hymenoptera, Formicidae. Bases 170 to 706 code for a protein of 178 amino acids.
GGCACGGUACGAUUUGGACAUCCAUAACUUAAGAGGACAGUGCUACGAUGGGGCAGCGAAUGUCAGUGGACGAAUCACAGAACUGCAAGCUUGUAUUAAGGAAGUAGAGCCUCGAGCAGUAUAUGUACAUUGCAAUGCCCAUACUUUAAAUCUAGUAGUCUAAGAUGGGAUGGAGCGAGUACCUAUUGCAAAAAAUUUUAUCGGUAGUGUAAAGGAGAUGAUAAACUUCAUUCGCGAGUCCCCUAAGCGGCUUGCACAAUUUAAAAAUCUUCAAUCAGAAGACAGUCCUGCAUUAAUGCAAUUUUGUCCUACCAGGUGGUAUGUGCGAGUAAAAUCUUUAAAGACUCUUGAGAAACGAUCGAAUUAUGAGGCUGCUCAGAGCUUUUUCGAGGAAUUACAAAUGACUCAACACUUGACUGCGGCAUUUAUGCAAAGGCUAUUGGAUUCGAAACAGCUAGAAAGUUUCGAAUUUUAUUUUAUGUUGAAUUUCAUGAUUGCUAUUUUUGACAGAAUCGAAAUUUUGAAUGCGAGUUUACAAAAAUCGAAUCUAAACGUCCAUGAAGCGCAUGGUAAAGUGCAGGCCGUCAUGAAAGUUUUUGUCCAAACUAGAGAAAAGAGUUUCGAAACCGUGUGGAAUGAAGCGACCACUAAUGCCAAUAAUCUGGGAUUAAAAGAGCCGAAAUUACCUCGAAUUCGCAAGAUCUGAAGGCGAUUAGAAAAUGAAGGUGCAGUUAGCGGGCACGUGUUUCAUACACCGAAGGAUCAUUAUAAAAAAAUCUACUUUGAAGUAUACGAUCAAGUCAUCGUAUCUUUAAAUGAGAGAUUCUCUUCAAGGACCAUGAAUCUUUUAAAUCUGAUCGAAAAUAUUGCCAUUUGCCAGGAUGAAAGUGACAUUGAACGCAUCGUUUCAGUCUAUAAGACUGAUUUUAAUACUGAUAAAUUAAGAUUACACAGAGUAAUUUUUUGACAUCGUGGCAGCAAGAAACAUAAAGAUCUCGAUUUUAAAUGAUGUGGUUGCAAUUCUGCAACAAGAUCCGACUGUGAGAGAACUUAUUUCAGAAUACACAAAAGUAAUAAAACUUCUGCUCACAAUUCCAGCGACAUCAUGUACUGUGGAAAGAUCAUUUUCAGCAUUAAGGAGAUUGAAAACGUAUCUACGGUCCACAAUGCUGCCAAUCCUACUCAAUUCCACAGCAGUGUUACAUGUACACUCUGACGUAGCAAAGAGUUUAAAUAUAGAUUCACUGAUGAAUGAAUUCAUUCACAGAAAUAAAAUUCGCAGUGCCACGUUUGCUUUGAAAUAGCGUUGUAAUGCUAUGAUAUUACGUGCAAUAAUAUGCAAUAA